AAUGGCUUGAUUAUCAUUCUCUUCCACCCAAACAGCGCCCUUCAUUUCUCGUCCUAUCGAGGCCCACUACGCCACCAAGUUCCCGAAGAAGAUAGACACUCUUAGUCUCACCAAGGAAACACUACUGUUUCGACCUUUUCACAGAAAAAAAUGGCAGCGAGAAUAAACCAGUCAAUUCAGAAUACUGUGUGGCUCUUAAACCCUUUACAUCGUCCAUUGAGUUCCAAAGUGAAGCCCCGUCUCCAUUUUCGCCGAAACCCCUUCUUAUCUUCUUCUUCUUCUGCAAAGAGAGCUUUGUCCUGCGCAAGCUUAAGCGCUGUGCAAGAUGGUGGCGAGCCCUUUGUUAUAACAACUCCGCUUUACUACGUGAAUGCCCCUCCCCACAUGGGCAGCGCAUACACCACCAUCGCCGCCGACGCCGUUGCCCGAUUUCAGAGGCUGUUAGGAAAGAAGGUUGUAUUCAUCACUGGGACAGAUGAGCAUGGGGAGAAAAUUGCCACUGCUGCAGCUGCACAGGGUUCCAACCCGAGUGAACAUUGCGAUGUCAUUUCACAAGCUUAUAAGAGUCUCUGGAAAGAUGUAGACAUUUCUUAUGAUAAGUUCAUUCGGACAACCGAUCCCAAGCAUGAAGCAAUAGUGAAGGAAUUUUACUCUCGGGUUCUUGCCAAUGGUGAUAUUUACCGGGCUGACUACGAAGGACUUUAUUGUGUCAAUUGUGAGGAGUACAAGGAUGAGAAAGAAUUGCUUGAUAACAACUGUUGCCCUAUGCACCUGAAGCCAUGUGUUCUGCGGAAAGAGGAUAAUUACUUCUUUGCUCUAUCAAAAUAUCAAAAAUUAUUAGAAGAAACUUUGACAGAGAAUCCAAAUUUUGUGCAGCCUUCAUUCCGUUUAAAUGAGGUGCAAAGCUGGAUCAAAAGUGGUCUAAGAGACUUUUCCAUUUCCCGAGCAUCAGUGGAUUGGGGCAUCCCAGUUCCUAAUGACAAAAAGCAAACCAUAUACGUGUGGUUUGAUGCUUUAUUAGGUUAUAUAUCAGCACUAUCUCAGGACAAGGGGCAAUCUAAUUUACAAAGUGCUGUUUCUUCAGGUUGGCCUGCGUCACUACACUUGAUUGGGAAGGAUAUUUUGCGCUUCCAUGCGGUUUACUGGCCAGCUAUGCUAAUGUCUGCAGGACUAAGCCUUCCUAAGAUGGUGUUUGGCCAUGGAUUUUUGACAAAGGAUGGCUUGAAGAUGGGGAAGUCACUAGGAAAUACACUUGAACCAAAUGAUCUGGUUCAUAAAUUUGGGCCUGAUGCAGUCAGGUACUUCUUUCUCAGGGAGGUGGAAUUUGGUAAUGAUGGGGACUAUUCAGAAGACCGUUUCAUCAAUAUUGUCAAUGCACAUCUUGCCAAUACAAUUGGAAAUCUUCUUAACCGUACUCUUGGACUUCUAAAAAAGAACUGCCAAUCAACUUUGGUGGUUGAUUCAAUUAUUGCAGCUAACGGAAAUCCAUUCCAGGACAGUGUGGAGAAGUUGGUUGAAAAAGCUCGGGUUAAUUAUGAAAAACUCUCAUUAUCAUCAGCUUGUGAGGCUAUUAUAGAGAUUGGGAAUGCUGGAAAUUCCUACAUGGAUGAACGUGCACCGUGGUCUCUCUUUAAGCAAGGGGGUGCUGCUUCUGAAGCAGCUGCAAAGGACCUUGUGAUUAUAUUGGAAGCAUUGAGGAUUAUAGCAAUUGCACUAUCCCCAGUUACACCAAGCUUAUGUUGGAGAAUAUAUGGACAGCUUGGCUUCUCAAAGGACCAGUUUGACACUGUAACAUGGAGUGAGACAAAGUGGGGAGGGCUAAAGGGUGGUCAGGUCAUGGCUCAACCAAAACCAGUCUUUGCGAGGAUUGAAAACCGAAUGGAAGAUGAAGAUGAGGGUGAAGCAGCUAAGAAGGAAGCGAAAAAUAAAGACAGGGUACCUCAGGCUCAAGGGGUUGCAGAGGCUUAGGGAAGAAUGCAUAAUUGCCUUUUCCUGACCACAGAUUUCUCUUUUUUAAAAAUAAAAAAUUAAAAAAUAAUUAAUUGUCGAUUGUAAGAGUUCUAUUACCUAUUUUUGGCAAUUAUUUUGAAAUAGAUUGAUUUUAGACAUCUCGAAUAAAUUGCUUCAGUACA
Alnus glutinosa is the source of this 2132-nucleotide messenger RNA. RefSeq names its product methionine--tRNA ligase, chloroplastic/mitochondrial. Lineage: Eukaryota; Viridiplantae; Streptophyta; Magnoliopsida; Fagales; Betulaceae. Gene Ontology annotation, biological process: methionyl-tRNA aminoacylation. The transcript has 12 exons. The record is from RefSeq and is a predicted model, not a curated record. Gene Ontology annotation, molecular function: methionine-tRNA ligase activity; ATP binding. Bases 151 to 1968 code for a protein of 605 amino acids. Gene Ontology annotation, cellular component: chloroplast stroma; mitochondrion.